Molecule: messenger RNA, 1716 nt
Organism: Mesoplodon densirostris (Blainville's beaked whale)
Lineage: Eukaryota; Metazoa; Chordata; Mammalia; Artiodactyla; Ziphiidae
Gene: TOX3
Product: TOX high mobility group box family member 3
Exons: 7
Coding region: 1-1716 (571 amino acids)
Biological process (GO): regulation of transcription by RNA polymerase II
Cellular component (GO): nucleus
Molecular function (GO): chromatin DNA binding
Source: RefSeq, a predicted model, not a curated record
AUGGAUGUGAGAUUCUACCCCGCGGCGGCCGGGGACCCCGCCGGCCUGGACUUCGCGCAGUGCCUGGGGUACUACGGCUACAGCAAGUUUGGAAGUAACAAUAACUACAUGAAUAUGGCUGAAGCAAACAACGCUUUCUUUGCAGCCAGCGAGCAGACGUUCCAUACACCAAGCCUCGGAGAUGAGGAGUUUGAAAUACCCCCAAUCACGCCACCUCCAGAAUCGGACCCCGCUCUGGGCAUGCCUGAUGUACUUCUACCUUUUCAAGGCCUCAGCGAUCCGUUGCCUUCCCAGGGAAGUGAAUUCACGCCCCAGUUUCCCCCUCAAAGCCUGGAUCUUCCUUCCAUUACAAUCUCAAGAAAUCUCGUGGAACAAGAUGGCGUGCUUCAUAGCAGUGGGUUGCAUAUGGAUCAGAGCCACACACAAGUUUCACAAUACCGUCAGGAUCCCUCCCUGAUCAUGAGGUCCAUCAUCCACAUGACGGAUGCUGCUCGCUCUGGGAUCAUGCCUCCUGCCCAGCUCACCACCAUCAACCAGUCUCAGCUCAGCGCCCAGUUGGGGUUGAAUUUGGGAGGUGCCAGUGUGCCCCACACGUCUCCUUCACCUCCAGCGAGCAAAUCGGCGACUCCCUCCCCUUCUAGCUCCAUCAAUGAAGAGGAUGCUGAUGAAUCCAACAGAGCCAUUGGAGAGAAAAGAGCUGCUCCAGAUUCUGGCAAGAAGCCCAAGACUCCAAAGAAAAAGAAAAAGAAAGAUCCCAAUGAGCCACAGAAGCCAGUGUCAGCAUAUGCCCUGUUUUUCAGAGACACACAGGCUGCAAUUAAAGGUCAAAACCCUAAUGCAACCUUUGGAGAGGUCUCAAAAAUCGUAGCAUCUAUGUGGGACAGCCUUGGAGAAGAACAAAAGCAGGUCUAUAAAAGGAAAACGGAAGCCGCCAAAAAAGAAUACCUGAAAGCCCUGGCUGCAUAUAGGGCCAGCCUCGUUUCUAAGGCUGCUGCCGAAUCAGCAGAAGCCCAGACCAUUCGUUCUGUUCAGCAGACCCUGGCGUCCACCAAUUUGACCUCCUCCCUCCUUCUCAACCCUCCUCUGUCUCAGCAUGGAACAGUGUCGGCCUCCCCUCAGACUCUCCAACAAUCGCUCCCUAGGUCAAUCGCUCCCAAACCCUUAACCAUGAGACUCCCCAUGAACCAGAUUGUCACUUCGGUCACCAUCGCAGCCAACAUGCCAUCGAACAUUGGGGCUCCGCUGAUCAGCUCCAUGGUGGGCUCGGCGUCCUCCACCCAAGUGAGCCCUUCAGUGCAGACCCAGCAGCAUCAGAUGCAGCUGCAGCAGCAGCAGCAGCAACAACAACAACAGAUGCAACAGAUGCAGCAGCAGCAGCUCCAGCAGCACCAGAUGCAUCAGCAGAUCCAGCAGCAGAUGCAGCAGCAGCAUUUUCAGCACCACAUGCAGCAGCACCUGCAGCAGCAGCAGCACCUCCAGCAGCAAAUCAACCAACAGCAGCUGCAGCAGCAGCUGCAGCAGCAUCUCCAGCUGCAGCAGCUGCAGCACAUGCAGCAUCAGUCCCAACCUUCUCCUCGGCAGCACUCCCCUGUCACCUCCCAGAUUACAUCCCCCAUCCCCGCCAUCGGGAGCCCCCAGCCAGCCUCUCAGCAGCACCAGUCACAGAUACAGUCUCAGACACAGACUCAAGUAUUAUCGCAGGUCAGUAUUUUCUGA